This is a messenger RNA of Chaetomium strumarium, 1007 nucleotides long. RefSeq names its product proteasome maturation factor UMP1-domain-containing protein. The record is from RefSeq and is a predicted model, not a curated record. The transcript is spliced from 2 exons. Lineage: Eukaryota; Fungi; Ascomycota; Sordariomycetes; Sordariales; Chaetomiaceae. Gene Ontology annotation, biological process: proteasome assembly. The coding region runs from base 205 to 678 and encodes 157 amino acids. Gene Ontology annotation, cellular component: nucleus; cytoplasm.
GCGAGGCGCUGGCAGCCUUGAGCAUCACCAAGCAGACGCUGGCCCGACCUGAGUUCCAUUCCAUCCGCAAUCCAGUCCAUCACCACCGACCGACGCAAACACCUUAACGAUUACUUCAAGACCAAGAGCUCGCCCUAAAUCCGGCCAACAGCUGGAGCACGGAACUUCCACAUAAUUCACCAUUAACCAGCAACAACCGCCAAAAUGUCGAUGCGCAUCGUACCCGCGGAAGCACACCUCACAUCCUACAGCCACCUCGCCUCGCAGCAGCUGAGCGCCCCCUCCGCGCCGGGCCUCUACGACACGCUGCGGGCGGGCGUGGGACCGUCUGCCUUCGACGCGGCCGACCCCCGCAAGCCGUCGUCGGCACACCCGCUCGAGGCGCGCCUGAAAGCCUGGGAGGCGACGCGCGAGUCGCUGCGCAUGGACAUGCUGCGGCGCACGUACGGCAUGGCGGAGCCGAUCCGCCGCGGCAUGGAGCUCAAGAUCACGCGUGAGGGGGAGUGGCGGCCCAUGGCGCUCGGCGGGGGGAAUGGGGUCACCGGGAUGGGGAGUGUGCACGAGGAGAUUCUGGCGGGCAAGGAUGAUACCAUCUCGUGGGAAGAUGUGUUUAGCGGUGAGGAGUCGCGGGCGGUGGUGGGCGUGCAUGAGGAGAUGGAGCGGAAGUUGAAGAUCUGAGAAGGGGUGAUAUUGGGUUGGAUCCUUAUGGUGGGAUGACAGCCAGCGGUCAUUCUGUGUCAGGGGACAGAGACCGUCACGAAAUCUGCAAUCGAAGCAGGCGGUAGAAACCUUGCUUGAGGGAGCUGUAAAAUAUCGGGUAAGCUCAGGGGCGGAGCAGACGGCCGUCGGCAUAGACAUGGAACCAUGGCGGAGUCGAUGCGCGUCCGGGAUCAUUGUUCGAUGUGUUUGUUAUUAUGUGGAAGGUUCAGCAGAGCGAACCGCUCGAACGAUCCCGAGUCCUCGACCAGUAGACACGAACUGUACCUGUAGCCAGAAACCCAGCGAGC